AUGGCUGUUCCGUCCAAGAUCCUGAUUGUCGGAGGAGGCGUGUUCGGAUUGUCUACUGCGCUCUCUCUGACGAAACGACACCCGACAAGCCAAGUCACCCUGCUGGAAGCCUCCCCCACCAUCCCGAACCCCCACGGCUCGUCCGUCGACACCUCGCGCAUCGUCCGCGCCGACUACUCCAACCCGAUCUACGCAAAGCUGGCCGUCGAGGCCAUCGAGCGCUGGCGCAACACCGAAUGGGGCCAUGAGGACCGCUACAUCCAAAACGGACUCCUUCUCGUGUAUCCGGACGGCGACUCCUCGGGCAAGGACUACGCCAUCAAGAGCUACCACAACGUCAAGAAGCUGGAGGGCAAGAACGUCGAACUGCUGCCGUCUGAGAAGGACGUGCUGCGUGUCGCCCCCGCAUUCGGCCCCAACCUCGGCGUUUCCGGCGGCUACAUCAACUGGGGGUCCGGCUGGAGCAACGCCGAGGAGGGCGUCCGGUACGCGAAGAAGAAGCUCGACGAGGAGGGCAAGGUGCGCUUCCAGACCGGCGAGGUGCAGCGCCUCCUCUUCGGCGACGCCGCCAACAAGCACAAGGUCACUGGCGUCGUCCUCGCCGACGGAGCCACCGUCUCCGCCGACCUGGCCCUCGCGUACAUGCGCAUCACCGACGAGGAACAAGCCCGCCUCGCCCAUAUGCCCACCAUCCUCAACUUCUCCACCGGCAUGUUCAUCCUCCCGCCCCGCAACAACCUCCUCAAGAUCGCCUGUCACGCCUACGGCUACAUCAACACCAAGCCCACGCCCGUCCCCGGCGCCGACGGCCAAACUGCCAAUAUCAGUCUGCCUGACAUCGACGUCCCCAUCCCCGUGGAUGCGGAGAAUGAGUUCCGCAUGGCCUUGAAGCAGCUCGUCCCGGCUCUUGCGGAUCGACCCUUCUGCAAGACCCGCGUCUGCUGGUACACCGAUACUCCCAAGGGAGACUUCAUCGUCACCCACCACCCGGAGUACUCCGGCCUAUUCGUCGCCACCGGUGGCAGCGGCCACGCAUACAAAUUCUUGCCCGUGCUGGGGGACAAGGUCGUCGACGCGUUGGAGGGUACGCUGGACAAGGAACUCCGCGAUAGCUGGGCCUGGCCGGACCCCGUAGACGAAACUACGUUCUUCGGGACAGAGGACGGAAGUCGUGCGGGCCCGAAGGGGUUGCAUCUGACGGAGGAGUUGAUCAAGGAUAGAAAGGCGAAGCGCACGAGCUCUUUGUAG
Molecule: messenger RNA, 1248 nt
Organism: Aspergillus terreus NIH2624
Lineage: Eukaryota; Fungi; Ascomycota; Eurotiomycetes; Eurotiales; Aspergillaceae
Product: FAD-dependent oxidoreductase
Exons: 4
Coding region: 1-1248 (415 amino acids)
Molecular function (GO): L-pipecolate oxidase activity; sarcosine oxidase activity; proline dehydrogenase activity
Source: RefSeq, a predicted model, not a curated record